This is a messenger RNA of Triticum aestivum (bread wheat), 5243 nucleotides long. RefSeq lists its product as uncharacterized. The coding region runs from base 3106 to 5010 and encodes 634 amino acids. The record is from RefSeq and is a predicted model, not a curated record. Lineage: Eukaryota; Viridiplantae; Streptophyta; Magnoliopsida; Poales; Poaceae. The transcript is spliced from 5 exons.
GUCAAACUAUUCCGCCGAUGUCCCUUUUGCCCUCUCCAUCGCCUCGCCACAGAACCUGUGUCUGUAUAGUGGACAUAUAAACAGCCUCCAAGCCGUCGAAGCACAGAGCGAGCUACGGCGUGCCGAUGAAGACGACAGGAGGGGGCAGCGGACAACCAGCCAUGUCCGGACUUGUGUUCUUCCUCUUCCUCUUUUCCCUCUUCACUGCCGCUGCCUCGACGACCAAGCAAAGCCAGGUCUAUAUAGUGUAUCUGGGCGAGCACGCCGGAGCCAAGUCGAAGGGAACCAUCCUUGAUGAUCACCAUGCCCUCCUCCUCUCCGUCAAGGGCAGCGAGGAGGAGGCACGGGCGUCGCUGCUGUACAGCUACAAGCACAGCCUGAAUGGCUUCGCGGCCCUUCUCUCGGACGACCAAGCCACAAAGCUUUCAGAGAGGACUGAGGUAGUGUCUGCCUUCCGGAGCGACGGGAGGUGGUCCCCGCACACCACGAGGUCUUGGGAGUUUGUGGGUUUGGAGGAAGGGCUCAGCAAGGGCUGGCUGCCGUCCGGCGCUCACGCCGGCGAGAAUGUCAUCGUAGGCAUGCUGGACUCCGGGAUCUGGCCGGAGUGGAGGAGCUUCAGCGACGAGGGGCUAGGGCCAGUGCCCGCGCGGUGGAAGGGAGUGUGUCAAGGAGGAGAUUCCUUCAAUUCCUCCUCUUGCAACAGGUGUGUAUUAUCACAUACAAAUACUUACAUACGUAGUACUAUGUACUUCUGCGCACUGCAUCGUGCAUUCGUGGCUUUGUUAUCGUUGGAAGAUUGGUUGGUCGGUCUAUUCAGGCUAGUAUAUUCUUGCUGGAAACAGGGGACAUACACACGGCCUCUUGCUAUCCGUCUUCCAUCUUGUGACCAUAUCGAUCGAUCACUUCGUCUAACUAAAAAUCAUAACAAUAUCGAACUAAGGCAACUUACAAAACAAAAGGCAGACAUACAUGCAGUGCAUCUACCUAUGAUUGAGAUGACUAGACAGUGACGACUGACGACCAAACGAGAACCAAACAGUGACAUACACGGUAAAAUGGACAAAACUGAUCUCAAGGCACAACUAUUUCACAAACUUUCGCAGUGGACGAAACAAAUUCACCAGCUAAUCUUUUUGUGUAGCGCUUGAUAGGCCGGCACUGCACUACACUAAGUAGCGCAUGACGCUCCUGGCCAGCGUGGCACCCAGGGCCAGACCGGGCCGCACCCCUGGUUGUGCAGCGCCUAGAUGAAAGAAGCUGCACAAUCAGCAUACUGUUAAUGUUCUUAUUCUUGUCUUAGAUGCAAAGGUACUACCUUUGUCCUGGUUUAUUAGCCCCUUUUAUUCUGUGGCAAAUUUUGACUUUAAAUUGUACUAACAAAAUGUUAAUGCAUGUCAUAAAAGUAAUUAAAUUGAAAACUAUGUUCAAAUACAAAUCAACGAUAUAACUUUUGAUGACAUGCAUUAAUAUCUUGUUAGUUAAAUCUCUAGUCAAAAUUUGGCAUAAAAUACAAAAAGGACUUAUAAACCAGGAUGAAGGUAAUAGUUAUCAUGUUCCAACAACUUUUGACUAUUUUGCCCACUCUUUGUUUAACACAUCGGCAUAUUACGCUUUAUGUAAAGUGACCCCCAUUAUUCAAACUGAUGGGCACACAAAGUGGACGGGUAACGGAGGGCCGGAGGGACCAGGAUGGUAUAACAAAAAAGCAAGAACAAAAUAUCCAUAAUUGCAUAUUUGGUCCAGUAUAUGAACACAUGUUAAAAUGGUAUGCUAAUUGCUAAAACUGAAGCAAAUAAUCAGUCAGGUUCAGUAUAAAUUUUUUAACAGACUAAGAUUCUGACAUGAGCCAAGAAAUAAAUGUUUAAACUUUUGGACUGAAAAAGCUAGCACGUCAGCUAAAUGAGAAGUGGUACUUUGUUGUACCUCGAACAUAUUGCCCACAACUGGCUAUAACCAAGAAUUAUCUGAAUGCUUGACCACACUAUCAACGCACCUUGUGUCGCUCUCAUUGUCUGAAGGAACCUCUGCAGAUAGAACAAAAGAUAAACUGAAAUGCAUAACAUGAAUAUUUGCACCAGUGAGAUAGCUUAUUCGAGUUGCCAUUAUUCUUGUUAUAAGAUAGAAAAUGUGGAAGAAUAAUUUGAAACUUAUAGUAUGGCCAUCCGCUAUUUGUGCAAGCGAUCGUUCAUGGAUUAUGGAGAGGACUGGAACAACAUAUGCAUAUGAGCCGCCAAUGACAGUGGGAAGGCGAGUGCCAAAUAGUGUCUGCCUGUCUGGAGCAGUGUCUUUUAUCCCAUUCACAAAUAGCAGUGUCUGAACCACUUUUGCCUUGUCAUGCUUUGGUAAACACACAAACAAGCACCAUUUUUUCAGUACAAAUAACAAUAUGUUGUGCCAAAUUAACCAAGGAAUGUAGCAAACAUAAAAAAAAGUUUACAGAAGGGUUUCAGCAGGCUGGAACUGGCUGGAAAAUGCUAAGUGGCAGUGUAGCACCUGAGUGCUAGGCGCUACACUGUCUGGUGUAGUGACUGGCGCUACACUGUCUGGUGUAGUGCCUGGGCGUUAGGCACUACACUCUUUUAAUCUGCAGAAACUACAAAUACAGUAUGUAAUAUGUGUGUGAAUCAAUUUUUUCGGUAAGACUUAAACAAAUGCAUAAGUGAUUGUGCAGCUUCUUUCACCUAGGCGUUGCUUCAAGUCUCCUGCAGAGUCUCCCGCGCCUUCAAGCCCGCGCGACGUGGGUAUGGCUGGCGCUGCGGGGCUCGAGGCCGAGGUGACGGCGGGAUGGGAGACGGUGAGGUCGCGUCGGCCGCGCCGGCCGGCUUUGCAGCAGGAAGAAUUCAAGGCGCGCGCCCCUCCCCCGGACUGGCUUUUCAACCUCUGCUUCCAUUGCCUUCAUCCAAGGCAUAAGGCCGCUACUUGCCGCAAUCCAGUCACCUGCAGGCGCUGCUUCCGCUCCGGCCAUCGCGCGCGUGGCUGCACCACCCGCCGGCUCCACAUCUACGUCCGCGGGCGCCUCCUCGCCGGCAGGCGCUGCCUGCACGCCAGCGCCCCGCGCCUCCCCUGCCUCGGGCUCGCUCCCCACCUCCCGCCCCCGCAAGGGCCAUGGUUGCGCCUGUUGCUGUGGCCUGGGCGGGUGACCACACGGCCCGCCCUGCUGAGGUCUUCACGGUGGUGCACUCCAGCCCCGCCAUGGUCCAGGAGGCAGCUCUGCUCGAGUCAAACGCCGUGGUGGCAUGGCUGGAGCGCGAGAUGAGGGCCUCCUCUGAAGAGAUCGCUUCUGCGGUGGUGAGAGAGAUCGGCUGUCUACGCCCCGAUGUCAACGUCGUCCGCCACUUCCCGGAGGCCUUCCUCAUCAGGUUCUUCCACCGCCAUCACUGCUCUGAGGCGAUCUCGCGCCCGGCGCUGCCGUUCCGGGGCACCCGCAUCCAGCUCCGGCCAUGGCGGAUCGAGUCCCACGCGGAGCACGUCGACAUGCCGCACCAUGUGCGCCUUUGCCUUGAGGGGCUGCCGCUGCAGGCAUGGGACGCCCAGGCUGUGGCCUCUGCGAUCGGCACCAACUGCUCAAUAGACUACAUCAAGCCGGUGUCUUGCCUGAAGACGGACACAGAGGCGCUUUGCCUGUGGGCGUGGGCGACGUGCCCCAGCAAGAUUCCGAGGGUCAACUGGAUCACCCUACCGGCGCGCGAAGGCGGCGAGCCGGUGUAUGGUCGGCGUGGUCUGCAGCACAGGGUCCUGCUUCACCUCUCUAUCCUUGAGCGGAAGGUGGGCGGGCGCACUGUUUCAGAGGGCUUCACCUGGCGUCGCAACAUCGUCGAUGGCGAGACGGUGCCCAGGGACCGUAGGGAGCGCAUCUCCCGCCCAGCGCCACGUCACGACAGGCGCGACAGUGACGAUGACGAAGACCGUCGCCGUGGUGGAGAUCGGCGCGGCCGUGACACCGCCGCCGGCACGAGCAGCUUGGGCGCGCGCAUAAGGCGCAGCCUCUCCCGCAAUCACCGCGAAGAGCCGCGGAACCAAGACAGAGGCCGGGGCGACCGCGACAGGAGGGAGGACCGCGACAACCGUCGCCGUGAUGUCAUGGGCGUGCCGGCCGUGGUCCUGCAGGGCUCAGGCUCCGCCUCCUCGGCUGCGGCCCACAGCCUCGAGGACGACCCUACGGUGCCCGCACAGCAGCAGCUCCUUCUUGGCUCCACCCCGACGGUGGUGGACGGUCCGGUGCAGCCGGUGCUGGCUGUGCGGAGAGGGCGCAGCCCGGCCCGGGCACGCUCGCCUGGCAUGAUCCGGCGUCGCUCCCAGGACAACUGGACGCCGCCUUCAUCACCACCUCUAUCACCAACGUUCGUGCUCCCGCCGGUACCACGUUCAAAGCGGGAUGAGGCCAGGCGCUCCGCGUCCAUCGGCUUCAUUCCGUCCCACGCAACUCUGGAGCUUUGCUCCCCUUCCGUGCUGCUGCUGCCUUUGGCUUCGCCAGGAAGGCCGCCGGGGUUCGAGAGCUCGCCUACGCCGCCGCUCGUCCCCGCCGGGCCGGUGCGCCGCACACCUUCUCCCCCGCGCAGGAGGGUUUUGGUGGUGGCCGAUGCCGACCUCGAGCCGCUCUUCAAGGAGAGGCUGGAGGCCCUCCUCCGAACGCCUGCUCCUAGGCCUACAACAGCGCGCCGCAAAACGAUGGCUGGGGUGACUAUCAGCCGCGCCGGUGGGUUCAUGCUGCAGAGGACAACCGCCAGGCUGCGAGUUGCUGGGCAGGCCAAGGUCACUUCGGUCGUAAAGGCGGCGGAGGCCAUGGUUUGUCGCGGUCUCGGCAUCACCAAGAACGGCCAAGAUGUCACGGUGGAGAUGCUCAACACUUUCACAGACCGUUUCAAGGAGCAACUUCCACCGGAGGUGAUCAUGGCCAUGAGAGACAUGUUUAAGCUGGACGAUGUCGGAGCGACUGCUGUUGAGGAUGCUCUUCUGCAGCACGGAGGUGCAGGAGCGCUGGAUGUGGACAAUGGCCAGGACGCCAUUUGAGCAGUCCCUGGAUGGCUGUAGGGUAGCUAGUUUAAGAUGAUAGUGCAACCACUAUUAUGUAAUGCGGGGGUGUGGCGGAGUCUACCCAUGGCUAGCCGCUGGCCAUGUAUCAGGUUGUUAUGCUUGAACUAUUUGUGUUCCAUGGGCUGGUGUAGAACCAGUCUGAUUGCUACAAGGUUGUCUGUUCUCUCCUGGGAAAAUUAUAGGGUUAUGCAUGUUUCCAAAUGACUGAA